UCAUUGUUAAAUACAUAAUAUUGUUGGUGUGUCAAAUCGUAUAUAAAACAAGCUAUUUUUAAUUUUCCUAUACAUUUAUUUCAUCAUCUGAACGCAUUCUCUUUUUUAUAGUUUGUUUGUGCUUUUGAUGAACGAUUAGCGCUGAACGCUCAUUUUUUUAUUCCUUUCCACCAUGCCUUUCAGUUUCAAAUUAAGCAACCGUAAGCGUUUGGCUUUUGUUACUGCCUCCCUUUGUUUAGUGUUGUACUUUGUUUGGCAUGGAUAUUCUUUAGACACUUCCAAUGGUAUCCGAGAGAGCCCUUCUUUCCUUGAACAAGAAGCGACGAGCUCAAUUGAUGUCCAUACACCGAAUACCGUUACAUCAACAUUUCCUUCUCAGGAAGAACAAACUGGGAUUGUCCCUUCUACUACUUUCCCUUCCACUACCGAGACUGCAUCGAGCAAAAUUGCAGCACCAGGCGCUGCUACGACCAACCAAGCUCAAGAGUGUAGUCAAUCAUUUGAUGGAAAAAAGUCCAUCAUGCGGUAUGUAAUUAUGAUUGAUGCUGGUUCUACGGGUUCUAGAGUACACGUUUAUCAGUUCAACAAUUGUAAUCCUACACCGAAAUUAGAGGAGGAAUACUUCUUAAUGACGGAACCUGGUUUGUCUUCUUUUGCUGGCGAUCCUGAUGGAGCUGCUGCUUCUUUGGAUCCUCUUUUGGAUUUUGCAUUGAAACAUGUUCCCGAUGAAUAUAAAAAUUGCUCGCCGAUUUCUGUUAAAGCAACGGCUGGUCUUCGCCUUACAGGUGAGCAUGAAGCUCGGGCCAUUUUAAACACUGUAAAGGCUCACCUUAUCGAAAAGUAUCCUUUCCCCUUAGCCGGAGAAGAUAGCGUUUCCAUCUUAGACGGAACCAUGGAAGGUGUUUACGCCUGGGUUACGAUCAAUUAUCUUUUGGGAUCGUUAAAUGUUGAUUCUUCCAAAUCGACCGUUGCUGUAAUGGAUCUUGGAGGAGCGUCUACCCAACUCGUCUUUGAGCCUCACUUCUAUGAUUCUCAACAAAAACUGUCAGAAGGUGAUCACAAAUACGUUCUGGAAUACAAUAACAAGGCGUACGAGCUCUACCAGUUUUCUCAUCUUGGAUAUGGGUUAAAGGAAGCCAGGAAAUCUAUCCACAAGAUUGUAGUUAAUACAGCAGAUAAUUUAAGAGAAUCGCUAGCUGACGAUGUGUCUUAUGAAAUUACCCAUCCGUGCCUCCAUCUAAACGGUUCUAUACAUCACUCUUCAGCAAAGGAAAAUGGAGUGUCUAUUAACUAUAUAUUUAAUGGUCCUUCUUUAGCUCAUGGUUCUUUACAAUGUCGUGCAUUUGCUGAACAGAUUUUAUACAAAGAAAAAGAAUGUCAAUUAGCACCUUGUUCUUUCAACGGCGUUCAUCAGCCGAAGUUUACUGAAACAUUUAAUGAUGCACCUAUUUAUUUAAUUAGCUACUUCUAUGAUAGGAUGGUUGAUUUAGGCAUGCCUAGUACGUUUACUAUUGAGGAUAUGAAAUAUCUAGCAGACCGUGUUUGCAGCGGUCCUAAUUCGUGGGUUGACGCUUUCUCCCUCACCAGAUCUCUAUCUGCUUUACAGCAGGAACCGGAGUGGUGUCUAGACCUCAACUAUAUGAUUGCUCUCUUGUCCGUUGGGUAUGAGAUCCCCAACCAGCGUCAGCUACAUACGGCAAAAAAGAUUAACAAUAAAGAACUUGGUUGGUGCUUGGGUGCUAGUCUCUCUCUCUUAUCAAAAUCCGAUGGUGAGUUCAAAUGCACAAUAACAGAAAAAUCUUAGAAAGCGGUAGAGGCAAUAUAGACGCCAAAUGUCGUAUUUCUUGUAUUUUUAUUUUAAAUUCUUUUUAUGACUAUUCUAUUUCAGAGAUAUUUGAGGUUGCAUACUGCUUUAUGGCUUUUUCUUUAUCCCGAUAUUUAUACAGAAAUCAUUACGACUAAAGUAUUGAUUAUUUGCUUUUCUUUUAGAAAAAUAAUUGUAUAGGAUAGUUGUUAUUUUCUUUCUUUGUGUAUUUUUGGUUUGUUUCUUCAUACGCAGCUCAUCAAGUACUCAAGUCGGAUUAGAAGUUAGGCUGUCAACUUGAAAGACUUUCCGAUGUAAUUGUUAUUGAUAAUGGAGUUAUUGUAUUAAUAAAUAUUAAUUUCUAAAUAAACUUUAAGA
Molecule: messenger RNA, 2182 nt
Organism: Schizosaccharomyces octosporus yFS286
Lineage: Eukaryota; Fungi; Ascomycota; Schizosaccharomycetes; Schizosaccharomycetales; Schizosaccharomycetaceae
Product: guanosine-diphosphatase Gda1
Exons: 1
Coding region: 173-1804 (543 amino acids)
Biological process (GO): nucleoside diphosphate catabolic process; protein N-linked glycosylation
Cellular component (GO): membrane; Golgi apparatus
Molecular function (GO): GDP phosphatase activity; UDP phosphatase activity
Source: RefSeq, a predicted model, not a curated record